Dermacentor andersoni is the source of this 3066-nucleotide messenger RNA. Its product is annotated as solute carrier family 41 member 1-like. The record is from RefSeq and is a predicted model, not a curated record. Gene Ontology annotation, biological process: monoatomic cation transport. NCBI's taxonomy places the organism in Eukaryota, Metazoa, Arthropoda, Arachnida, Ixodida, Ixodidae. Gene Ontology annotation, cellular component: plasma membrane. Gene Ontology annotation, molecular function: monoatomic cation transmembrane transporter activity.
UCAUAUACUCGUUGACGCAGGAACGGUGAUGGUUCUGGUGGUUGCGUAUUCCGGCCGCUGCCGCAUCAAUCCGGACAAUGUGGCCACAUCAGUGGUGGACGCACUUGGUGACAUGACCACAUUGGCCAUCUUGGCUGGUUUCUCUACACUCCUACAUGGACAAAUAGCACGGCCCUGGAUAGCCAGUGUGUUCGGCGCUGCUUUGGUGCUCGUGUGCCCCGCGUGGGUGUGCCUGGCGCGUGGCCACCCGACCUCUAGGAAGGUGCUGGCCGUCGGCUGGUGGCCAAUCAUCGUCGCCAUGAUCAUCUCCAGCAUCGGCCGCUACAUUCUCGACCUGGCCGUCACCCACUUCAGCGGACUGGUCGUGUUUCAACCCGUCAUCAACGGGGUCAGCGGCAACUUGGCGGCCAUCCACGCCAGCCGGCUGUCGACGCUCUUCGCGCAGCGCUCCGAGCUCGGCUGGCAUCCGGAGGACGACAAGCGCCGCUGCGUCGACCCGCUCACGGGACUCUGCGGCCGCAAUCGGCAAGCGCGGGUGUCGCAGCUCCUCCUGCUGCUCUCCAUCCCAGGUCACGUGCUGUUCGUGCUGCUCAUCUUCGUGAUCAGCGACUCCCACGUCCGCCUCACCGUAGGGCUGGUGCUCUCCUACCUGGUCGCCUCUGUCGUGCUGCUGACCGUUCUGCUGUACCUGGCCCGCUGUGGCGCCUACUGGAUGUGGCGGCGCAAGAUCGACCCGGACAACGCGCUCAUUCCGCUUCUGACGGGUUUCGGGGACCUGUGCGGCACCGGUUUCCUGCUGCUCGCGUUCCUCUUUCUCGAGAACAUCCAAGACCCAAGCGUCGCUGGAUUCGUCGGCCACCACGUAUCGCCGCUGGCCUCCAACGACACCGCCCUGGCCGCCAUCUGAACUUCGGUGCCACUUGAGCGGAUGUGCUUGCAACUGCUACGCGCGCGUCUGCCUGGCUGUCGCCCUGGUCCCGCGGGAAGGGUCCCAAGUCGACUUCUUUCGCGCCUCAUGCGCGCAUUCAUGGUGCCCGUUGGAACCGAUAGGAGAGCGCAGUUCGCUCCUCCCCAACGCCGCCUGCGUUUCGACAGUGUGUCAGUCUCGCACGGCUGUGCAACCACAACGCUACGUAAACACGCGCCAAAGGAACUGCAGUGGCAGUACCGUAACUCCAAGUGUACGCACCGAAGCGAAUUCACAGUGCUGAACGAGAUAGUGCCGCUACUUCCGCAUUUCAAAACAAAUUCUAUGACAGAGCCUGUUCCCGCAGCCUUACGAAUAACAGUUUUUUUUUUCAUAACUUAACAAUAAGACGGCGAGCUGCUUAAAGGGCCCCUCACCAGGCCCCAUAGCAAAUUUUGGUUAUACACUGGAAGUUGUUACGUGUCCUCUAGGGAGCGUUCUGUCACAAGCAUUUUUGAAAUCGGUUGAUUAAUAGCUGCGAUAGAAAUAUUUCAGUGCCGCGAACCUAUGAUUUCAGAAGGCGAGCUCCACUGCAUAGCGAGACGCUCACUCCACUCGCCCUGUCUAGCCACCGUAAGCGAAGUUCCUUCCCUGCGUUCUCCCAUACCGGACCUCGAGGACCGCGUGACGCAUAUGUCAAGGGCCCCGCCUUCAUUUUUUUAUUCUCUUCGCUUUCUAUUUUUCUUUUGCGGCGCUGCGCCCGAGCUGUUGAGAUUGGUUUCAAGCAGCGCACGAAUUAGCGCGCUGUGCGCAAGGGCGCAUGACUAGCGGUAUAAUUCAGUGCAACACCAAUACUGAGGCAGAGCAAGCGGAUCCCAGAACAUGAUCACGCGCUGGAGCACGGUAGAAGAUGGCAUAGUUUCGGUACCUGCGCGUGUGACUGCACGACCGUGGGAACAAGCAGACGAAGCGGAAGUACAUCUCUCUUGCUUCAGUGCGAAGUAAAACAAAAAACACGCAGAGAUUCCGUUUGUGUGUUCUAUUGUUUCUCUAAAAUUCAAUUCGUCAAUUCAAACACCAUAUCACACAAAUAAAAGAUGUCGCCUAGAAUAAUUCUCAAAGUAACUUGUCACGACGAGCAACGUCACACUGCGGACACGACUACGUAGGCGCAGGGACGCGACUACGUCAUCGUCCGGCUUGGAGCGCGGUCGCCGCGAAGGAAAGGGAAAAUGGCGUUCGGAUUGAAAUUUCAGAUUUUUCUAUGGCGCGUAGCGAUGUAAUUCUUUGCAAACACGAUCGCUAGCGCGCAUUGUAUGUUCUGCGCUAGUCAGCGCAAUAUGGCCAGACCUGGUGAGGGGCCCUUCAAAAGAACGGGGGAAGGUGGUGGUUGCUAAGGUCUGUGAUGAGAACAGUGUCAAUUUUUCAUGCACGAAAUACGGUGUCAUAUGAUAUGCUUGCUCAACUGGCGAGACUAAGUGGCACACUCCAAUUCUGAGACCGUGUCGUGGCGAGCACGUUGGCCGAUGCAAAGCCGCGCAGACAGUUGUACCACUUGCACAGACAACUUGCAUGCUUUUAAACGUAGCGCAACCUGCAUCGUUCAGUCACCUCUAAGAAAAAUAUAUAUACGGCAGCAUAUGGAUUAAAAACCGGACUAUAUGACGUUAACUGUGAUAGUAGUAAGACGACUCAUUGCCAGUUUCGAACGAUGAGACCUAUCUCGAAACAAAGAACGCGUCGUUAUCUCUUGUUGGGCAUUGUUAGUGGUCUCAUAAAAUAUAUACAGUAGUGUCGACCGUGUGUUCAAGUGAGAAAGGAAGAUCUGGAAUGUUGAAACACUUCAGCCUUGGUAUCCUUCCAUUUGUACCUGCACGUAGUAGCGUACCAUAUAUUUACAACAUAAGAGCUGAAAGCUUACUGCCCACUCAUACUUUAGGUUGCGCACACGGACGAAAGAAUCACUAGACGCCUUCACUUGAAGCCCAUGUUUGACUUUAUGAAAAUGUCGCCUGACGUGAACGCGUCGAAAGAAACGGGCCCGCACGCCACGCGUCAUCUACAUCUCCCUCGAGCGUCCCAAAUCAACACAAAGCACUCUGUCCUGCAUUCUUCUUUCAGUCCUGUGUCAUGCUAUAAUAAAUUUUCCUUGACAGACA